Messenger RNA from Helianthus annuus (common sunflower), 2441 nucleotides. Its product is annotated as actin-related protein 5. Gene Ontology annotation, cellular component: Ino80 complex; cytoplasm. The transcript has 12 exons. NCBI's taxonomy places the organism in Eukaryota, Viridiplantae, Streptophyta, Magnoliopsida, Asterales, Asteraceae. The record is from RefSeq and is a predicted model, not a curated record. Bases 137 to 2299 code for a protein of 720 amino acids. Gene Ontology annotation, biological process: regulation of DNA-templated transcription.
AACCCGGUCUAAAACAAACCGGCCGGUCCACUGCUAGCACCCGGUGAAAGAUGAACUGGUGUCCGCUUGAAACUUCCAGCUGAAGAAAUUAGGGCACACUUUAUUAUCCAUCAAAGUCUCGAUUCAAUCAGACGAAAUGCCGUUCAUAUCUCGAACCGAGAGGCAAACUGAUUACAAUCUCAUACCUCCAAGCUGCCCAAUCGUAAUCGACAAUGGCGCAUCUUAUUUCAGAAUUGGAUGGGCUGGAGAGAGUGAACCGCGUAUCGUUUUUCGGAAUAUUGUUCAGAGGCCUCGUCACAAAAUUACUGGUGAAACAGUAACGAUUGUUGGUGACCAUGAUCCUGCGCUGUUGAAGUACUUUGACUGCACUCGUUCUGGGCCACGCUCAGCGUUUGAUAAUGAUGUGGUCUUCCAGUUUGAGAUUAUGGAAUAUAUUCUCGACUUUGCAUUCGAUAGAUUGGGUGCAGAUGAAGCUCCGAUUAAUCAUCCCAUCCUCAUUACCGAAUGCGCAUGCAACCCCGUACACUCACGUAGUAAAAUGGCUGAACUUUUAUUCGAGACGUACGGAGUUCCUUCUAUAGCUUUUGGUGUUGAUGCUGCUUUCAGCUAUAAGUACAAUCAGAAACUUGGAAUUUGUGAUAGAGAUGGUCUUGCAAUUUGUUCAGGAUUUACCACAAGCCAUGUGAUCCCAUUUAUUAAUGGAGAGCCUGUUUAUGAAGCGUGCUGCCGUACCAAUGUUGGUGGUUAUCAUGUCACCGAUUACCUAAAGCAACUUCUUUCACUUAAGUAUCCUCACCACAUGCAGAGGCUUACAUGGGAGAAAGUAGAAGAUUUAAAGAUGGAACAUUGUUACAUCACUCUAGAUUAUGCUUCUGAAGUUAGAUUAUUUCAGAAAGGGGCGAAAGAAGCUGAAGAGAAGACCAGAUGUUGGCAACUUCCGUGGACCCCAACGCCGGUUGAAGAGCCGCCUUCAGAAGAGGAACUCGCGAGAAAAGCGGCUUUGAAGGAAAGACAGGGUCAAAGGUUGAGGGAAAUGGCAGAAGCAAAAAGAUCUUCAAAAAUAAAUGAAUUAGAAAAUGAACUAAAGGGUUUAGAGUUUCUUAUACAACAACUGAGACAAGUAAAUGGAAACGACAUUCCAUCUUUCUUGGCUGAAACCGGUUAUGUCUCUAAGCAAGAAAUCGAAUCCGCCAUUGUUAAAGUAACGCAAUCGUUAAGGAAAGCUAAAGGUGAACAAGAGGAAGUUGAGGAGAAACCCGAGAUUUCAAAUUCGGAGAAGUAUACCCUCAUUGAUAUUCCCGACAACAUGCUAACACCAGACCAGGUCAAGGAAAAGAAGAGACAGCUUUUCCUUAAAACAACAUCAGAAGGACGGCAAAAAGCAAAACAAAAACGUUUUGAAGAAGAGUUGGAACGCGAAAGGCGUAACAAGGAAGACGAACAAAGACGCUUAGAGAACCCGGAGCUUUACAUGGAGCAGUUGCGGGUCAAAUACAAAGAAUUAUCUGAAAAAGUCGAACAACGAAAACGACAGAAAACAAAUGGCAAUGGAAACGAAAACAACAAUGUGUCCGGUGGUGUGGGCCGUGGGGAGAGACUGAACGCUGCCCAAAAGGAAAGAAUGCGUCUUUUGACAACCGCAGCAUUUGACAGAGGAAAAGGUGAGGAUACGUUUGGAAUCAAAGAUGAAGACUGGCAAUUGUAUAAAAAAAUGAGCAAAGAUAAUGAUGACGAAGAUGAGGGACCCAAUGAGGAUGAAACCGAGCUGGCUCGUGUUUCUUCUAAACUCCGGGAAAUCGACCCAACAUUUUUCCCAAAACCAGACGCCAGCUCAUCUGGAACCGAACCGCCACGUUUUCGCCCAUUAACGAAGGAAGAUUUCCAGAUACUAAUCGGCGUGGAGAGAUUCAGGUGCCCGGAGAUUCUUUUUAACCCGAAUUUGAUUGGAAUUGAACAGGCGGGGUUAGAUGAGAUGGUGGGUGUAUCAAUACAGAGGCUGCAAUCCAGAAGUCAAAGAUUGGAAGAGGGUAACGGUUUGACCAAUUCAAUCCUUAUAACGGGUGGGAGCUGUCUUUACCCUGGGAUGAGUGAACGUUUAGAGGCGGGAAUCCGUAUGAUUAGGCCAUGUGGGACCGCAAUACGGGUUCUGAGAGCAUCGGAUGCUGUGCUUGAUGCGUGGAUUGGGGCGGCAUCUUUUGCAUCGACUAUGCAUUUCCAAAGACAGGUUUUUAACAAAAACGAUUAUUAUGAGAAAGGUGAAGAUUGGCUUCGUCGAUACCAGUUGAAAUACACAUUUUAGUCUUUAUUGGUGGUGCUUGUAUAACAGAAUUAUUUAGGAGACGUUCAUCAGGGGUCUAGUCAAUUUGUAUGCAAGUUUAUUGAUGGUAUGAUAUUUGUUGGACUAAGCCUUUGAUAUUUCAGAGUUUUGGAUUUUUGGAUUU